AUGCUGAGGGCCAUCAUCUCUGGCCUGGGGUGGAGGAGAGGCAUUUGGGGCUGCGCCUUUAGCUCAUGGCAACCCCAUCAGCCUCCGGCUGGGUUGUUGAGUGCCACCAAAGUGGUCAGCCACUGGACAGCGGUCUUUGAGGAAAAGGGCAUCCCUGAGGCCCGGGAAUCCAGUGAGUACAUCGUGGCUCAUGUCCUUGGAGCCAAAACAUUUCAGAGCCUGAGGCCAGGACUUUGGACCCAGCCCCUGACCCCUUGGCAGCUACAGUGUAUCCAGGAGCUGAGUAGCUACCGUUUGCAAAGGAUGCCUGUGCAGUACAUCCUUGGUGAAUGGGACUUUCAGGGUCUCAAUCUGAAGAUGGCGCCCCCAGUUUUCAUCCCUAGGCCAGAAACGGAGGAGCUGGUUGAAUGGGUGCUGGAGGAGGUGACCCAAGGACCCCGCGUGGUGGGAGCUGAAGGCGGUCCCCUCAUCUUGGAGGUGGGCUGUGGAUCAGGAGCUAUCUCCCUCAGCCUGCUGAGCAGGCUUCCCCAGAGCCGAGUCACUGCUGUGGAUAAGGGAGAAGCCGCCAUCUGCCUGACCCAUGAGAAUGCUCAGAGGCUUCGGUUGCAGGACAGGAUUCAGAUCGUCCCCUUCGAUGUGACCUUAGUGGAGAGCUGGGCGCACCUUCUACCCUGGGGCCCUGUGGACCUGGUCGUCAGCAACCCUCCCUACAUCUUCCACCGGGACAUGGAGAAGCUGGCUCCUGAGAUCCUCAGAUAUGAAGACCCAGUAGCCCUGGAUGGUGGUGAGGAGGGCAUGGACGUCAUUACCCACAUCCUGGCCCUGGCUCCGCAGCUCCUGAAGGACUCUGGAAGCAUCUUCUUGGAAGUGGACCCACAACACCCGGAGCUCGUGGGCAGCUGGCUUCAGAGCCAGCCUGACCUGUCCCUUCAUCUCGUGGCUGUGCGCAGGGACUUCUGUGGGAGGCCACGGUUCCUACAUAUCAGGAGGUCUGGGCCACAGCGUGGUUCCCCUGUGGAUGCCUGGCCAGGGCGCCAACCUGCCAGAGUGCCUGGCUGA
Messenger RNA from Rangifer tarandus platyrhynchus (Svalbard reindeer), 1059 nucleotides. NCBI's taxonomy places the organism in Eukaryota, Metazoa, Chordata, Mammalia, Artiodactyla, Cervidae. The record is from the annotation of a GenBank genome assembly.